Orussus abietinus is the source of this 3195-nucleotide messenger RNA. RefSeq names its product translation elongation factor 2 (gene eEF2). NCBI's taxonomy places the organism in Eukaryota, Metazoa, Arthropoda, Insecta, Hymenoptera, Orussidae. Bases 112 to 2646 code for a protein of 844 amino acids. The record is from RefSeq and is a predicted model, not a curated record. Gene Ontology annotation, biological process: translational elongation. Gene Ontology annotation, cellular component: cytosol; ribonucleoprotein complex. The transcript is spliced from 14 exons. Gene Ontology annotation, molecular function: ribosome binding; GTPase activity; translation elongation factor activity.
AUGCAGUCUGGUAAAGUGCUCAGCAGUGCACGGCUUUCUUUCCGAGGGAGUCCGCCAUUGUUGGCGAACGUAUAUUUCUAACCAGGCCAACGAAAUCGGACCGCAUCCAAGAUGGUGAACUUUACGGUAGACGAGAUCCGUACCAUGAUGGACAAAAAGAAAAAUAUUCGAAACAUGUCCGUUAUUGCACACGUCGAUCAUGGAAAAUCAACAUUGACAGACUCCCUUGUAUCUAAAGCUGGCAUCAUUGCUGGAGCCAAGGCUGGUGAAACACGAUUUACCGAUACUCGUAAAGAUGAGCAGGAACGGUGUAUCACCAUUAAAUCCACGGCUAUUUCGAUGUUCUUUGAACUUGAUGAAAAAGAUCUGGUAUUCAUUACAAAUCCAGAUCAGCGUGAUAAAGAAGAAAAGGGUUUCUUGAUUAACCUUAUCGACUCACCUGGGCACGUGGACUUUUCUAGUGAAGUAACAGCUGCUCUACGUGUCACAGAUGGAGCUCUCGUCGUAGUUGACUGCGUUUCUGGUGUUUGCGUGCAGACGGAAACUGUACUGCGUCAAGCUAUUGCCGAGCGUAUCAAGCCUGUCCUAUUCAUGAAUAAGAUGGACCGUGCAUUGUUAGAAUUGCAACUUGAUAGCGAAGAUCUGUAUCAAACUUUCCAACGUAUUGUUGAAAAUGUCAAUGUUAUCAUUGCUACAUAUUCUGAUGAUGAUGGUCCUAUGGGUGAAGUUCGCGUAGACCCAAGUAAAGGAUCUGUUGGUUUUGGCUCUGGCCUCCAUGGUUGGGCUUUUACAUUGAAGCAGUUCUCUGAAAUGUAUGCAGAAAAGUUCAAAAUAGAUGUGGUCAAAUUAAUGAACAGGUUGUGGGGAGAAUCUUUUUUCAAUCCUAAUACCAAAAAGUGGAGCAAACAGAAGGAAACUGAUAAUAAACGGUCCUUCUGUAUGUACGUCUUGGAUCCCAUCUAUAAGGUGUUCGACUGCAUUAUGAACUAUCAAAAAGAAAAAGCUGACGUUCUCCUUCAGAAAUUAGGAAUUACGUUAAAACCUGAAGACAAGGACAAAGAUGGCAAAGCACUUCUGAAGGUUGUAAUGAGAACAUGGUUACCUGCUGGAGAAGCUUUACUUCAGAUGAUAGCCAUCCAUUUACCAUCACCUGUGACAGCUCAAAAGUAUCGUAUGGAAAUGCUGUAUGAAGGACCUUUAGAUGAUGAUGCAGCUAUUGGUAUUAAGACCUGUGAUCCUGAAGGGCCUGUUAUGAUGUAUGUAUCUAAAAUGGUCCCGACCUCUGACAAAGGUCGAUUCUAUGCUUUUGGGCGAGUAUUUUCUGGAAAAGUCUCAACUGGCAUGAAAGCACGUAUUUUGGGACCUAACUUCCAGCCAGGAAAGAAAGAAGACUUGUAUGAGAAGGCUAUCCAGCGUACCAUUCUUAUGAUGGGACGGUACGUUGAAGCUAUCGAGGAUGUACCCUGUGGUAACAUUUGUGGUUUGGUUGGAGUAGAUCAGUUCUUAGUUAAAACUGGUACCAUCACGACUUAUAAAGAUGCACACAACAUGAAAGUAAUGAAGUUCUCGGUAUCACCGGUCGUACGUGUUGCUGUGGAACCCAAAAAUCCGGCAGAUUUACCCAAGCUCGUGGAAGGAUUGAAGCGUUUAGCCAAGUCUGAUCCUAUGGUCCAGUGCAUCAUCGAGGAAUCUGGAGAGCACAUUAUCGCUGGUGCUGGUGAACUUCAUCUUGAAAUUUGUUUGAAGGAUCUUGAAGAAGACCACGCGUGUAUCCCGAUCAAGAAAUCCGAUCCGGUCGUGUCGUAUAGAGAAACUGUAUCCGAGGAAUCAAAUCAGAUGUGUUUAUCUAAAUCUCCCAACAAGCACAAUCGUCUUUUCAUGAAAGCUCAGCCCAUGCCAGAUGGACUUGCUGAGGACAUUGACAAUGGUGAAGUCAAUCCAAGAGACGACUUCAAAGUCCGUGCGCGAUAUUUGAGUGAAAAGUAUGAUUAUGACGUCACAGAGGCUAGGAAAGUCUGGUGUUUCGGACCCGAUGGAACUGGACCCAAUAUACUCAUUGAUUGCACAAAAGGAGUGCAAUAUCUUAACGAAAUUAAAGAUUCCGUUGUCGCUGGAUUCGACUGGGCAACGAAAGAGGGCGUUCUUUCGGAAGAAAAUCUAAGAGGCGUUCGCUUCAAUAUCUACGAUGUCACAUUGCACGCUGACGCUAUUCACAGAGGUGGUGGACAAAUUAUUCCCACGACGAGACGGUGUCUCUAUGCUUGCCUUCUGACUGCUGCUCCUAGGAUCAUGGAGCCUGUUUAUCUUUGUGAGAUCCAGUGUCCUGAAGUAGCAGUUGGUGGAAUUUAUGGAGUACUCAAUCGCAGACGUGGUCAUGUGUUCGAGGAACAGCAAGUCGCUGGCACUCCAAUGUUUGUGGUCAAAGCAUAUCUGCCCGUAAACGAAUCAUUCGGGUUUACCGCUGAUCUUCGUUCAAAUACCGGAGGGCAAGCCUUCCCACAGUGCGUGUUUGACCACUGGCAAAUCCUUCCUGGUGAUCCAUUGGAAUCCGGCACACGACCAUACCAAGUCGUACAGGACACGCGUAAGAGAAAAGGAUUGAAGGAGGGUCUCCCUGAUUUGAGUUAUUAUCUCGACAAAUUGUAACUAUUCUGGAUUCGCGCAGUACGUUUAAACAUCUAUUUAAAUGUUAUACUUCAAUGAAUAUCGCUGAAGCCGUAUAAACUUACCAUCUGUCGUUCAAUGAUUUUGUUUUGCGCAAAGUCCCGUGGGAAAUAAAACUCUAAAUAUAAAAAUGAAAUUAACGAAUUGUAAUUACGUUGGCGGAAAGUCGUGCUAGUACGAAGGGGGAAGGGGGGGACGUUUUAUACAUUUAUUUAUAAUUAAGCAUACCACCGUGGACCACGGUGGAUCUUAUUUUAUCACAUUGAGAAAUAAUUAUUGCGUUGCAUGGAAGACUUAGGUAUUGUAUGAUGUAAUUACUUCAGUUAAAUAUCUUUGAUAUAAUUGCUGCGGAUUGUGAUGUCCGUGUUACUUUGUGGGAGCAAAUGGCUUCUACGAUUUUUUACAAUAUUUUGUUAUUACGAUCCAGAUUCCUUCCAUUCUUACUUUCCGUUUACUUCUCUAAAGAUAUUGGUAAUUUACACAAUUGCCUCAAGAAUCAUGUACUCAUUACCGCAAUACCGUAAAAUUAAA